Molecule: messenger RNA, 507 nt
Organism: Acaromyces ingoldii
Lineage: Eukaryota; Fungi; Basidiomycota; Exobasidiomycetes; Exobasidiales; Cryptobasidiaceae
Product: Ctr copper transporter
Exons: 4
Biological process (GO): copper ion transmembrane transport
Cellular component (GO): membrane
Molecular function (GO): copper ion transmembrane transporter activity
Source: RefSeq, a predicted model, not a curated record
AUGAGCAUGUCUGGUAUGGACAUGGACAGCACGGACAUGUCGUCCGGAAGCUGCUCGAUGUCGAUGUUGGGCAACUGGGAGACGAUUGGAUCCUGCUUCUUGACGUCUUCUUGGCAUAUCUCGACGGCUGCACAAUUUGCCGGCACUUGCAUUGGUGUCUUCUUGAUUGUCGUCGUCAUUGAGAGCGUGCGGCGGUGGGGGCGCGAGUGGGAUCGAUACAUCGUCAGGAAAGCCCUCGAAGAUCAUCAACGAAUGUCCAACCUCAACAGAGCUGGGAACCGGGCGGGAAAGAGGAUGCAGACCACGAAGGCAUGCUUCCCCAUGUUCCGGCCCUCAGUCCUCCAACAGGCCAUCCGCAGCCUGGUCUAUGCGAUCCAGUUUACAGGCGCAUACAUCGUCAUGCUAAUCGCCAUGUCGUACAACGGCUACAUUCUCAUCAGCAUUGUCCUCGGUGGCCUCGUCGGCCACUUCUUCAGCACCUGGGACACGCUUUCAUUCGCCCUCGAU